AUGAAUUCCAAUAAUUAGAUCGAAUUCUACUUGAAUUCACAGCAAGUUGAUUAUAUCUAAAUGAAAUUGCCCUAAGGAUUCUCUUUGCACUUGGCUAGUCUAAUUCAUUAGAGAGAAUAAAGGAUUAAAGUUUCUAGGUUUGAUGCUACAUUCAAGACUCACAAAUUGGAAUAGACAAGCCAAGAAGACCUAGCACCGAGAAGAGCCUAAAGGAUACAACCUCAAUAAUAAAAGGACAAAAAGGAGCCAGAUAAUAAAGCAUAAAAAAUUCUGCAGAAAUAAAAGCAUCAUUAAUAAUAUUAAUAAUAAUCUUAAUAAUAGAAGCAAUAAUAAUAAUAAUAAUAAUAGUAAUAACAGCAACAAUAAUAGUAACAGUCAAGUCCAAAAAUUGUAUCCAAGUUGUAAAAACAAAUGACUUAAUAAGAGAAACUUAACCUAGGGGAGAACAUAAAACAAUUGAAAAUAGAAUAUUUGAGAGGUGUUUGGGAAAUUGUAUAGGAGAGUGUUUAAGCUAAUGGGGAGGAUGAGGUAGAAUUUGACAUCGAUGUCCUUCCUACUAAAACUGCUAGAAAAUUAGAAGCCUAUGUAACAAGUCGACUGCAAGCAAAGAAACAUAAAAACGAUGAAGAGGAUAAAUCAUUAGAUCCUAAUUCUUCAGAUUAAUGA
This is a messenger RNA of Paramecium tetraurelia, 666 nucleotides long. RefSeq lists its product as uncharacterized. The transcript has 4 exons. Lineage: Eukaryota; Ciliophora; Oligohymenophorea; Peniculida; Parameciidae. The record is from RefSeq and is a predicted model, not a curated record.